UGGCGGCGACCCGGCAGCUGGGCUCAGGGCACCCAGGCGCACGCUGGGGCUGGUGGGGACCGAGCGCCUCGUGGCCGAGCAUGGCGGGCUCGCUGCCUCCCUGCGUGGUUGACUGCGGCACCGGGUACACCAAGCUUGGCUACGCAGGCAACACUGAACCACAGUUCAUUAUCCCGUCAUGUAUCGCCAUCCGAGAAUCCGCAAAGGUAGUUGAUCAAGCCCAAAGGAGGGUGUUGAGAGGAGUCGAUGACCUUGACUUCUUUAUAGGGGAUGAGGCCAUUGAUAAACCUACUUACGCCACCAAGUGGCCUAUACGACAUGGCAUCGUUGAAGACUGGGAUCUUAUGGAAAGGUUCAUGGAACAAGUGGUCUUUAAGUAUCUUCGUGCUGAACCUGAGGACCAUUACUUUUUAAUGACAGAACCUCCACUGAACACACCAGAAAACAGAGAGUACCUUGCAGAAAUCAUGUUUGAAUCAUUUAAUGUACCAGGACUCUACAUUGCAGUACAGGCAGUGCUGGCUCUGGCAGCCUCUUGGACAUCCCGGCAAGUUGGUGAACGCACACUAACGGGGAUAGUUAUAGACAGCGGAGACGGUGUCACCCAUGUUAUCCCAGUGGCAGAAGGUUAUGUAAUUGGAAGCUGCAUCAAACACAUCCCAAUUGCAGGUAGAGAUAUUACGUAUUUCAUUCAACAGCUGCUAAGGGAGAGGGAGGUGGGAAUCCCUCCUGAGCAGUCACUGGAAACCGCAAAAGCCAUCAAGGAGAAGUACUGUUACAUUUGCCCAGAUAUUGUCAAAGAAUUUGCUAAGUAUGAUAUAGAUCCCCGGAAGUGGAUCAAACAGUACACAGGGAUCAAUGCCAUCAACCAGAAGAAGUUCAUUCUAGAUGUUGGUUAUGAAAGGUUCCUGGGACCAGAAAUAUUCUUCCACCCUGAGUUUGCCAACCCAGACUUUAUGGAGUCCAUCUCGGAUGUUGUUGAUGACGUCAUACAGAGCUGUCCCAUCGAUGUGCGCCGGCCGCUGUAUAAGAACGUCGUUCUUUCUGGAGGCUCCACAAUGUUCAGAGAUUUUGGACGUCGUCUGCAGAGAGAUUUGAAAAGAGUGGUGGACGCCAGGUUAAAGCUGAGCCAGGAGCUCAGUGGGGGCAGGAUAAAGCCUAAGCCCGUGGAGGUGCAGGUGAUCACGCACCACAUGCAGCGCUACGCUGUGUGGUUUGGAGGCUCGAUGCUAGCCUCAACUUUAUUCGCGGCCAUCCUGAAUCUGAGAAUAGUCAAUGAUUCCAAGAACCAGAGAGACUACAUCCAGGGAACUGUAAAUAACUUAAAUAAACAUUAG
Messenger RNA from Mus pahari (shrew mouse), 1337 nucleotides. RefSeq names its product actin related protein 3B (gene Actr3b). The record is from RefSeq and is a predicted model, not a curated record. Gene Ontology annotation, cellular component: actin cortical patch. The coding region runs from base 81 to 1337 and encodes 418 amino acids. NCBI's taxonomy places the organism in Eukaryota, Metazoa, Chordata, Mammalia, Rodentia, Muridae. The transcript has 12 exons. Gene Ontology annotation, molecular function: actin filament binding.